AUGCUGCAGACCCCUCAAGGCCUCAACGCUCAGUUCUCCGUUCCCCCGCCCAGUACCCCUUCUUCCGCGACCACAAUCCUCAAGAUGGAUCCAGCUCCGGACAUCCAGAACCGUCAACGCCAGAACACCCUCCUGACCGCACGCGACGUGGCAAGAGCCAUGCGUGACGACGACGUAUAUGCAGUCGUCGGAGGAGCGGCGUGCUUGAUAUUCGGCAGCACUCGGUUGACUACCGACGUCGACAUUGUCGUCCUCAAGGCACCGUCAAAGAGUUGCGGUCUCGGCUUCGAGACUCCGCAAACUUCAUCGUCGAACCCAGAACCCUACACACCGAGCAUUUGUCCAAGUACCCCAGUCGUCGUCGUCGACGGCGUUAAGGUCCUCGCUCCGGUACCCCUCCUGGACUGCAAGUGCUACUCAGUUACGGGCCGCACCAUCGAGGGAAAGAAACUCAGCGACACCACUGACAUCAAGUUCCUGCUUCAAUACUGCGCCCGCAAUAGCAUACAGCUCCAGGCGGCUGCCUUGAAAUUCCUCGACGCCGAAUUAGUUGAACUCCUCGUGAACGACUACCGAUUCCGGAGCAGUCUUUUAUUGACGUAG
Molecule: messenger RNA, 603 nt
Organism: Epithele typhae
Lineage: Eukaryota; Fungi; Basidiomycota; Agaricomycetes; Polyporales; Epitheliaceae
Exons: 4
Coding region: 1-603 (200 amino acids)
Source: RefSeq, a predicted model, not a curated record